CUUGUCACGAUUAACUUCACGCGCCCUCUUUUUUGGGCCUGUAGUGGGCCUUUCAUUUUCACAGUCGUCUUUUACUGUUUCUUAUCCGUCGGAGAGCUUCCACAAGAACUCCGGCGACGACGACGAUGGCGCUCGUCACCCUCUUCGUGUCGGCGACGAAGAUUGCCGGAGUCUUGGCGACGAUUACCGUAGCGGCCAAUGCGUUCUCCUACUCCCGUUUCCGGCGCCAGAAUUUGCGGCGGUUCCGGUCUCCGAUCGACGAGUCGGCGGAUGUUCUCGCCGAUUUCAGUUCCGACGAGAAUGAGAAUGGUGGAUUCUUCUUCGGGUUGGCUACGGCACCUGCACACGUGGAGGACCAGCUCAAUGAUGCUUGGCUCCAGUUUGCAGAAGAACAACCUUGUGACAAGCCAGAAUCACAACCUGACAAGCCACUGGCAGAUGCAGUGACGGGUUCGGUGGCUGCUGAUGGAGGGGCUCAGGGAGUAUCGACGGGGAAUAAGAAAGGGAAGAAAAAGAAACGUCUUGAGCUUACUAUGAAAACAAUGAUCAGAAAGUUGGAGAAGUACACGGAUGAAAAAACAGAAGAGCCUGUUUCCAAUGAAAAAUGCCAUCACAAUGUUGCUGCGUGGCAUAACGUUCCCCAUCCGCAGGAGAGGCUAAGGUUUUGGUCUGAUCCUGAGACAGAACUGAAGCUAGCCAGAGAUACUGGAGUCACUUUGUUUAGGAUGGGAAUUGAUUGGUGUAGGAUCAUGCCAAAGGAACCGAUCAAUGGGGUUAGGGGAGCAGUAAACUUUGCAGCCCUUGCACGGUAUAAAUGGAUAAUCAAUAGAGUUCGUGCCUACGGAAUGAGGGUGAUGCUGACCCUGUUUCAUCAUUCGUUACCGCCAUGGGCUGGUGAUUAUGGUGGCUGGAAGAUGGAGAAGACUGUCGACUACUUCAUGGAUUUUACCAGGCUUGUUGUGGAUUAUGUGUUCGAUAUGGUAGACUAUUGGGUAACGUUUAAUGAACCUCAUGUCUUCUGCAUGCUUACCUACUGUGCCGGAGCUUGGCCUGGUGGUAAUCCCGAUUUCCUGGAGGUGGCUACAUCUGCUCUACCUAUGGGUGUUUUCAAUCAGUCCUUGCAUUGGAUGGCUGUUGCUCACUCAAAAGCCUAUGAUUAUAUUCAUGAAAAAACGGGCUCUACGGGAAAAGCUUUGGUAGGGGUUGCACACCAUGUCUCCUUUAUGCGGCCGUAUGGCCUCUUUGAUGUUGGUUCUGUUACACUUGCCAAUUCUCUCACAGUAUAUCCAUUUCUGGAUAGCAUUGCUGACAAGGUGGAUUACAUAGGCUUAAACUAUUAUGGGCAGGAAGUAGUCUGCGGUCCUGGAUUAAAGCUCGUAGAGACAGAUGAGUAUAGUGAAUCUGGAAGAGGGGUAUAUCCCGAUGGUCUCUUCCGUGUUCUGAUGCAGUUCCAUGAGAGAUACAGACAUCUAAAUGCUCCUUUCAUCAUCACAGAAAACGGGGUUUCUGAUGCAACUGAUGUGAUUCGGCGGCCUUACUUGAUCGAACAUCUCCUUGCUACUUAUGCAGCUAUGUUAAUGGGUGUUCAAGUUCUUGGUUACCUGUUCUGGACUAUUUCCGACAACUGGGAAUGGGCAGACGGAUAUGGUCCGAAAUUCGGACUUGUUGAAGUUGAUCGAACCAGUGAUCUUGCCAGGAACCCCCGGCCGUCAUACCAUCUCUUUUCAAAGAUAGUGAAAAGCGGUAAAAUCACACGUCAAGACCGAUCCCGUGCUUGGACAGAUCUCCAAAGAGCUGCCAAAGAGGGUAAAAUGCGCCCCUUUUACCGCGCUGUCAAUAAACAUGGUUUAAUGUACGCAGGAGGCCUGGACGAGCCUGUGUUGCGGCCUUACGUCGAGAGGGAAUGGAGGUUUGGGCACUACGAAAUGGAGGGUCUUCAGGAUCCGCUGAGUCGUUUGGCGAGAUCCCUUCUCCUCUGGCCUCUUUCCAUCAGGAGGAGCAGAAAAGCCGAUAUGGAGGACACUAAUGAUGAUGAACUCAUUCUUCAGCCUCUCCACCUUAGCCACUGAUUAGGAAUUCACCAACACAUUCGUUCUCGUUCUUGUAACUAUUUCCAUGUUCUCCGAAUGAAAAGAAAACUGUCAAGUCCUUUGGUAUAUGUAACGGAAAAUGGAAAACCGGCACGAUUUUCUUGCGCACAACCCUGGAACGGUACGCUGUUCACUCGACGAAUCGAGUCUAUGCGAGUCCGAAGUCUUUGAAGCUUCCUUCAAUU
Molecule: messenger RNA, 2275 nt
Organism: Tarenaya hassleriana
Lineage: Eukaryota; Viridiplantae; Streptophyta; Magnoliopsida; Brassicales; Cleomaceae
Product: galactolipid galactosyltransferase SFR2, chloroplastic
Exons: 11
Coding region: 126-2069 (647 amino acids)
Biological process (GO): carbohydrate metabolic process
Molecular function (GO): beta-glucosidase activity
Source: RefSeq, a predicted model, not a curated record